Molecule: messenger RNA, 1153 nt
Organism: Loxodonta africana (African savanna elephant)
Lineage: Eukaryota; Metazoa; Chordata; Mammalia; Proboscidea; Elephantidae
Product: tripartite motif-containing protein 60-like
Exons: 1
Coding region: 241-1053 (270 amino acids)
Biological process (GO): protein ubiquitination
Cellular component (GO): cytoplasm
Molecular function (GO): ubiquitin protein ligase activity; zinc ion binding
Source: RefSeq, a predicted model, not a curated record
GAGAAACAAGAAGGUGCCAGAGAUAUCUGAUUGGUUGUGUGCUGUGUCUCCCCUUGGUAGCGUCCUCUGGGACUGAUGUGAAAAAGACAGAAACACACUUGAGGGUGUGUAGCUUCAAAGGUGCUGCAUUCCAGGAAGGAGAGGGAGGACUAAGGUUAUCAGCUUCUCACUUUUUCUAGUUCCUGGAGAACCAGGCCUUUCUGACCUUAGUUUCCCCCAGACCAAAGCUCUCACUGCACAAUGGCCUUUGCAGCCUCUUUGGCUGACCUCCAAGCAGAGGCCUGCUGCCCCAUCUGUCUGGAUUACCUGAAAGAUCCAGUGACCAUUGACUGUGGCCACAACUUCUGUCACCUCUGCAUCCACCAGAGCUGGGAAGGUUUACAGGACAUCUUCCCCUGUCCUGUCUGCCUCCACCACUGCUGUAAUGGGAAUCGAAAGCAGAACACCCAGUUAUGUAACAGGACUGAUAUUGUUAAGCAAAUUCCCAUCAUGAGGAGCAAGAGGAAAUGGCAAGAAGAGAAACCCCUGUGUGAGAAGCACAACCAGGAGCUGUCCCUUUUCUGUGAGAAGGACCUGGAGCUACUGUGUCCCCAGUGCAAGGUCUCCAAGAACCAGAAUCACCACUUCAUGCCCAUCGACCAAGCUGCAACUAGUCACAGGAGGAAGCUCAAAUACUACAUUGAGCUCCUUAAGAAGCAAGUUGGAAAUGCUGGAAUGGAGUUAGAAACCCAAGUUUCAAAAUCGUUUGAAUUGAGGAUGAAGGUCGAAAGUCAGGUGGGAGAACUAUACUCUGAUUUUGAACAAGUUAGGGACGUUUUGGGAAAAGAGAAGGAUUUAAUUCUUUUCACAUUACAGGUUGAAGAGAAGGAUGUUCAAAAAAAAUUAAGUGAAAACAAAGCGAUGUUCUCAGAGCAUAUUUCAACACUAAGAAAUCUGCUGGUUGAAAUAGCAGAAAAGUGUGUGCAGUCAGAACUGGAAUUACUCACAGGUAUUGAAAGUAUUUACAACAAGUAUGAAAACCUGAGCACUCCAGCAGUCUUUUCGUAUGAAUGAAAGAAAAAGUGCAUCAGUCCUCCUGAGCAAUAUUUUAACCUACAGAAAAAGAUUAACUUAUUUAAGGUAAAGUUGACACUAGAGAUUGACACUGCACACC